Molecule: messenger RNA, 3943 nt
Organism: Colletotrichum destructivum
Lineage: Eukaryota; Fungi; Ascomycota; Sordariomycetes; Glomerellales; Glomerellaceae
Product: Putative transcription regulator HTH, APSES-type DNA-binding domain, EFG1/Phd1/StuA family
Exons: 3
Coding region: 1131-3254 (707 amino acids)
Biological process (GO): positive regulation of transcription by RNA polymerase II
Cellular component (GO): nucleus
Molecular function (GO): DNA-binding transcription factor activity; sequence-specific DNA binding
Source: RefSeq, a predicted model, not a curated record
CGUCUUCUUUCUUUUCUUUCUAUCUCUCACGACUCCACCAACCACCUCCAAUAUUUCCACUUAGGACCAGCCAAAGAGGCGAGGACGGUAAUUCAGACUUCUUCUACGCCUGCGUCUCCCAAUGCUUCUUCAUCACCUUACAUCCUCUUGCUCCUCACCUUAGACCCUCCUCAAAACUUAACACCCUUCUUUCCGCCUCCCCAGCAUUCCUCUACUGCAUCUCUUCUGCACAACCCGCCCCCUUCUGCGCUCUUAUACGCCAAAACCUCUAGCUAAUGUACCUGCAUUAGAAGAGUUGGCCGAGCUCGACGAAAGAGAAAGAGAAGAAAACAAGGUUGACCAACACGAUCACUCUACUCUCGAGCGUUUGUGUGGUGUCUGGUGCAAACCUGCCUGCCUGAAUAGACCUUACAAACGGCCUCCACCGCUUGUAACCCAGCUCCCGAUUUCUGCAUCUAGCAAGAAAAAAACGGGCAUUCCCUCGCUUCGUAUCGUCACCGUCCUCGGCGCCUUUUGUGCAACCGGCCUUGCAACCAAAGACAGACCACCUUGUCCCCCCUCUUCUGCCACUGGGACAAACGGACAUCGCCAUCACUCAACCUGCAUUUCCUGCCGAACCUACACUGCCAUCUAGACAACACAUCAAUCACAGUUGUCUACGAACCUGCCAUCAGAUGUCCUAAACACGUACACAAAAAGGUUCUGAUUUUAACGACUGCUUACGACGACCACGACCGUCCUGAUUCGUUCUCUCUCGAAAGGUUCUCGUAUCACACCGACUGUACUAGUUUUCUUCCCGGUAGCACUUUCACUGUCUCGAGCACUCUUGCAAUCUUGAGCGCCGCCUCGACCCUCGCCCAUCGGUCUUGACCACCCCCUCAAUCACGCUGUGAUAGGGCUUAGACGCUUCGAAGGAAACGUUGCCCUCACUCGACAACCGAUUCUUUGCUACUACGGUCACGGGGCUCACUUGCCGACUCGUGCUUUACUCGACUCUGGUGCUUGCUUGGUGCUAGGAACCUUAGGGGCAAACCGUGAAGCUGGAUCUGCCGUCGAUUUCUCAAGUCCAAAACCGGGGACCGACCGACGUGUCGUAUUACAACGCUCACGCCGCUCAGAGGCCAUUUUAUAUGAGCAGCGAUAGGGUUCCUUCUCUGCCAUUGCCAGCUCCGCACCAGGCGUACUCGUCGGGUACCUCGUCCCCUCGGGUCAGUUCCAUCGGCUCUAUUUCGAGCUCUCACAUAGGCUCUAGUUCGUCUUUCACGUCGGCCGCAUCCUCAAACGGCCCCAAAACGCCUUCUCCUACCCUGCCCAUCAACUCGGCAAUUCCUGGACCAUCCAGCCAAACCGUCGGCGGAUACGAACAUUACUCCGCCAUGAAUCAACCUGCAGCAGACAUGUACUAUUCGCAACAUAUGUCUGCCGGUCAGGCGCCGCCGCCCCAGACUGUCACCUCCGGCAACAUGUCUUAUCACCAACCCCCGCCGUUACAGCCAAGCCACUUGCCUCAAUACGCCCAGCAGACCCAGUACGCCCAGCCGUACGGGUACACCAAUGGCCUGACAUCGCCUCAGAACGCUCCUCCCGCUGUAAACAACGGAAUGGGUGGCCAGAACGUCCUUCCUCUGCCUGGUGUUUCUAACCAGGGCUUUCAGGGCUUUGACACGACCGGCCAAGUAGCCCCGCCUGGCAUGAAGCCCAGAGUGACGGCUACCCUAUGGGAGGAUGAGGGAAGCUUGUGCUUUCAGGUAGAGGCCAGAGGAAUCUGCGUCGCGCGCAGAGAGGACAAUCACAUGAUCAAUGGCACAAAACUGUUGAACGUUGCGGGAAUGACCCGUGGUCGCCGCGAUGGCAUUCUCAAGAGCGAGAAAGUGAGACAUGUCGUCAAGAUUGGCCCCAUGCACUUGAAGGGUGUUUGGAUCCCAUUCGAGCGGGCUUUGGACUUCGCCAACAAGGAGAAGAUCACCGAGCUACUCUAUCCCCUCUUCGUUCAUAACAUUGGUGCCUUGUUGUACCACCCUACGAACCAAACCCGUACCAAUCAAGUCAUGGCUGCUGCUGAACGUCGCAAACAAGAACAGAGCCAGAUGCGUGGUGCUCCCCAAACAGGAGGGCCUGGUCUGCCGUCGAUUCAGCAGCAUCAUCACCACUCUAUGGGCCUGCCAGGACCCCAGCAGUCCCUGCCAUCCCAUGCCAACAUUGGCCGUCCCACUCUGGACCGGGCACACACAUUCCCUACACCCCCCACCAGUGCCUCCAGCGUGAUGGGUGGCAGUAUGGGCGCUUCAGACAACGGCUUCCAAUGGGCCCAGCCUCAGGGCAUGACCAACGCCCAGGCUCAAAACCCCAUGUCUAUUGAUACGGGCUUGAGCAACGCUCGAUCCAUGCCCGCAACACCUGCUUCGACACCGCCGGGCUCGACUAUCCAGAACAUGCAGCCCUACCAGCAGUCUGGCACCCAACAAUAUGACAACUCGCGGCCUAUGUACAACCAAUCUGCUCAGCAGUCCCCCUACCAGACCACCAACCAGACCUCGCAAGACCGCUCUGUCUACGGGCAGAACGAUCCGUAUGCCAAAAACGACAUGGGUCCUCCGUCAGCACGGCCUGCGACCUCUGGUGCCCCUCAAGACCAAAAGCCCCCGAACGGCAUGAUGCACUCUGAUCAGAGUGCUUCCCAGCCCGCUGGCGAGGAAGAGGCAGAGCAUGAUCACGAUGCCGAGUAUACUCAUGACAGUGGCGCCUACGACGCCAAUCGCGGUUCCUACAACUACUCUGCCCCUGCCGUUGGAACGCUUCCUGCUGAGCAUCAACAUUUGUCUCCCGAGAUGACUGGUUCGCCUGGACACCCGCCCGCAUCUGGUCGUGCCACUCCCCGCACCGCCGCUGCACCCCAGCCCUACUAUUCUCAGCAGGCUGGCUACAGCACUCCCCCGCGCGUCGCCCAACAGUCGUCAAGCAACCUGUACAACGUCAUGAGCAACGACCGCAACUCGGCUGCUGCAGGUGGUAGUGACGUCUACCAACCCCAAGCGGAUAUGGGCUCCAUGUCAAAUAGCUAUCCGUCCCAGCUUAAUGGCUCCGCCAGUGGCAUCAAGCGCAGCCGCGACGAUGACGACGACCUUCAGCGUCCGCUCAGCGGCGGUGGCAUGGAUCUCAAGCGCAGGAAGACUUUGAUCAACGCGGCCGUUCCUGCUUACGACACCAUGGCUCGAGCUCCUCCUGUGAUGGCUCAACAACCCCAGCGAAGGUAACGGCGACGUCUCUGGGCGACAGUAACCCCAAACUCCGACCUUCCGUCAGUCCCUCCCUGAUGGCGUUGGGGCUGCAAUCGGUACGAGGCACGAUCAGUCACGAGAAUCUGAUUUGAUGAUCUUCAAGCUUCAACAAACGAAGCUUCUCGGCACUCCUUGCACACCAUUUUUUUUCUUUUUUUUCUUUGUAUUUGCAAGACGACUUAUCGGCAUCGACGAUCCUCGGGAGACGACGCUGACGAGUUGACGACUUCCUCAUUCCCUGUUUUUUUAAACGUCCAUCAUGGCUGUAGAUGCUGAUGAAUUACGCCUUGCAUGGAGGACUUAAUCCUAAAGACUCGACCAUUCUUCUUUUUCCGGACCUCUUCUGGGCAACAUACACGAAAGAGCAUGGUGGGGUUGGAUACACGGCUUGCUGACCCGUUACGACACUCGGGCAAAGCAGCAUGCAAACACCACCUCGGAGGACCGAACAUCAACAUUAACAACAUUUUCCUUUGCCUCAGUUUCGAAUACAGCGGGGGAUCAUCUGACACGAGUGUGUGUGUGUGCCAGGGAUGGGGGAUUAAGAUGAUGACCUUAUGACGACUCUUGUUCCUUUCACAAAAGGGUGAGACGCGUGUUGGAGACUGUCUCUUUAGGUAACGACUUGAUGAACGGAAUAAAAAAAGCUUUCGCUGCUUCAGAAC